AUGCAUCAACGACGCAGCAUGUCCACGUAUCCCGCUCUUCUGGAGCCUGUCUGUCGUCGACGGCAGUUACCUCCGACUCCUGUAACGUCAUUACGACGAUCCAGUAGUCCACGUAUUCUGCCUACUCCACCACCGAUUUCACCCAUCGACGUUAGCCGAUGUCCAUCUGCAGCGCUUCUGGAGCGACGGGCUUCUGGACGAAUACUACCUCGACCACCGAUGGUCGACGUUCAGCCCAGUCAACAGUCUCCUGUACAGACUUCACCUUCCCCAAUUGUCACACCGGAACCGAUUCCUGAACUACCUAUUGAGUCUGAUGCACCUGAUUCUCCACUGAUUCAACGUUUUGGGGAUUUUGCAUCGCUUGACCACGACACACCUGAUGGUACCCGAUCUCAAUCCUCGUCACUUUCUCCGUCUAUUGAGCAGGUAUGUAUAGGCACAUGCUAUCAUGAUCAUCUCGAGGGUAAGGCUAAGUGGGCAACGAGCGAAAAGCUCCCGCACAACAACUGUUCUCUUCUUCUUUCAUCACAGAGCGUGUAG
Molecule: messenger RNA, 543 nt
Organism: Haemonchus placei
Lineage: Eukaryota; Metazoa; Nematoda; Chromadorea; Rhabditida; Trichostrongylidae
Source: the annotation of a GenBank genome assembly